AAGAGGAAGAAAAUAAAAGUUAGAAACAAUGUUGGCAGCUACAAUCCCUACAGAUGAGCAUGUUCACUCCACUUUUGCUUCUAGAUAUACACGCAGCCCUGUUCCCCGGUUCCGUAUGCCGGAACGGACGAUGCCGAAGGAUGCGGCUUACCAAGUAAUUCACGAUGAGCUUAUGCUGGAUGGAAACCCGAGGUUGAACUUGGCUUCAUUCGUUACGACAUGGAUGGAACCCGAGUGUGAUAACCUUAUCAUGGCUGCCAUCAAUAAGAACUAUGUUGACAUGGAUGAAUACCCUGUCACCACCGAACUCCAGAAUCGAUGUGUAAACAUGAUUGCGAACCUGUUUCAUGCACCGGUUGGGGAAGAAGAGACGGCUGUAGGUGUGGGGACGGUCGGUUCCUCCGAGGCUAUAAUGCUGGCGGGAUUAGCUUUUAAAAGAAGGUGGCAACAUAAGAUGAGAACGGAGGGAAAAUCGACCGAGAAACCCAACAUAGUCACGGGAGCUAAUGUCCAGGUUUGCUGGGAGAAGUUUGCAAGGUAUUUUGAGGUAGAGCUGAAGGAAGUAAAGUUGAAAGAGGGAUAUUACAUUAUGGACCCAGUAGAAGCAGUGGAACUAGUGGAUGAGAACACCAUAUGUGUAGCAGCUAUCCUCGGAUCGACGCUGACCGGAGAGUUCGAGGACGUGAAGACGUUGAACGACCUCCUUAUGAAGAAAAACGAGGAGACCGGUUGGAACACCCCGAUCCAUGUAGACGCUGCUAGCGGAGGAUUCAUCGCUCCUUUCCUUUACCCGGAUCUCGAAUGGGAUUUCCGGCUGCCGUUAGUUAAAAGCAUCAAUGUUAGCGGACACAAAUACGGGCUCGUAUAUGCUGGCGUUGGUUGGAUUAUUUGGAGGAACAAAGAGGAUUUGCCAGAUGAUCUUGUCUUCCAUAUUAACUACCUCGGAUCUGAUCAACCAACUUUCACCCUCAACUUCUCCAAAGGCUCAAGUCAAAUUAUUGCUCAGUAUUAUCAGUUUCUACGCCUUGGUUUUGAGGGGUACAAGAACAUAAUUGAGAACUGCAUGGAGAACAUGAAAGUGCUUAAACAAGGAAUAGAGAACACUGGGCGGUUCAACAUCGUGUCCAAGGACAUAGGAGUUCCGCUGGUGGCUUUUAGUCUAAAAGGUACCAGCAAACAUACGGUGUUCGAGGUCGCUGAGAACUUACGGAGGUUCGGAUGGAUCCUUCCGGCCUAUACGAUGCCUGCAAACGCGCAACACAUCGCAGUGUUGCGUGCCGUGAUCCGCGAGGAUUUCAGCCACGGCCUUGCGAAAAGGCUCGUGGAACACAUCGAGCUGGUCCUAAAGGAAAUGGACGCCCUUCCGGGUCGCAUCCUUCCGCAUAAGAAGACGGAGAGGGAAACUCAGGAGGAGGUGUUUAGGUACUGGAAGCGGCUUGUUGAUCGCAAGAGAUCUGGUGUCUGUUGAUUUAUCAUCACGGUUUUACCAGGACGAGGGUCCUUCGUCCAGAUUUUGGCUUACCUAAUGAUUUAUAUCUUAUUAUCGUUUUAAAUAAACAUUUCAUUUACGUUAUAUGUAUGCUUUUUUUUUUCAGGCCUUGAUGCUUAAAUUGGAGUGUAAGAUCAUCACUCUAUAU
Molecule: messenger RNA, 1637 nt
Organism: Hibiscus syriacus
Lineage: Eukaryota; Viridiplantae; Streptophyta; Magnoliopsida; Malvales; Malvaceae
Product: glutamate decarboxylase 5-like
Exons: 5
Coding region: 29-1468 (479 amino acids)
Biological process (GO): L-glutamate catabolic process
Cellular component (GO): cytosol
Molecular function (GO): glutamate decarboxylase activity; pyridoxal phosphate binding
Source: RefSeq, a predicted model, not a curated record